AUGGUCACGUCCAAAUCAACACUAACUUCUGAGACUGUUGGGACAACCUCGGUGUCUAAACCAACUAGUCAGACUGACACAUUAACAUCACAACAUUCAGAGACCACAUCAGCACCUGGAACUACAGGUCCCACUGACACUGUAACUUCUGAGCCUGUCGAGACCACAUCAGCACCUCAACCAACUAAUCCCACCGACAAAGCAACUUCUGAGACUUUGGACACAACCUCGGUAACUAAACCAACUAAUCCCACUGACAAAGCAACUUCUGAGACUGUUGACACAACCUCGGUAACUAAACCAACUAAUCCCACUGACAAAGUAACUUCUGAGAAUGUUCAGACAACCUCGGUAUCUGAACCAACUGCUCACACUGACACGUUGACAUCACAACCUACAGAGACCAUUUCCCCACCUCAGCCUACGAGUCCUACAGAUAUAGUAACAUCCGUUCCUGCUGCUACCACCCCACUAUCUGAAUCAACCAGUCCAACCCAUUCAUUGACAUCUGAGCCUAUAGAGACUACUUCAGCACCUCAGCCAACAAUUCCCACUGACAAAGUAACUUCUGAGACUACUGGGAAAACCUCAGUGUCUGAACCAACUAGUAAGACUGGCACAUUAACAUCACAUCCUGCAGAAACCACACUGACACCUGAAACUGCAGGUCCCACUGACACAGCAACUUCUGACACUGUAGAGACAACCUCGAUAUCUGAACCAACUAGUCAGACUGACACAUUAACGUCACAUCCUGCAGAAACCACAUCAGCACCUGCAACUACAGGUCCCACUGACACAGCAACUUCUGAGCCUGUAGAGACCACAUCAGCAUCUCAACUAACUCAUCCCACUGAUAAAGUAACUUCUUGGACUGUUGAGACAACCUCUGUAUCUGAACCAACUCCUCACACUGGCACAUUGACAUCACAACAUUCAGAGACCACAUCAGCACCUGGAACUACAGGUCCCACUGACACUGUAACUUCUGAGCCUGUCGAGACCACAUCAGCACCUCAACCAACUAAUCCCACUGACAAAGCAACUUCUGAGACUGUUGACACAACCUCG
Molecule: messenger RNA, 1071 nt
Organism: Dicentrarchus labrax (European seabass)
Lineage: Eukaryota; Metazoa; Chordata; Actinopteri; Moronidae
Exons: 2
Source: RefSeq, a predicted model, not a curated record